Messenger RNA from Malassezia globosa CBS 7966, 762 nucleotides. RefSeq lists its product as uncharacterized. The transcript has a single exon. The coding region runs from base 1 to 762 and encodes 253 amino acids. Gene Ontology annotation, biological process: ubiquitin-dependent protein catabolic process. Lineage: Eukaryota; Fungi; Basidiomycota; Malasseziomycetes; Malasseziales; Malasseziaceae. Gene Ontology annotation, molecular function: structural molecule activity. The record is from RefSeq and is a predicted model, not a curated record. Gene Ontology annotation, cellular component: proteasome regulatory particle, lid subcomplex.
AUGGCAUCGAUUGCUAAAGCCAAAACUGCAAAAUUAGUGCGCAUACUCAUUGACUACUUUAAUGACAUUCCAAAUAGUCGUGAGGUGCAGAUUCGAGUGACGAAGGAAAACGCAGAGUGGGCGAGACAAGAAAAGCGCAUUUUUUUGAAGCAGAACCUUGAGACCAAGCUAAUUGCACAGUACUAUGAAGCAAGGGCAUAUCGCGAGGCUCUGCCGCUUAUUGCUCAGCUGCUGAAAGAACUCAAGACGCUCGAUGACAAAAUGAUCCUUACUGAGGUCCACCUGCUCGAAUCUAAGGUGAACCAUGCCAUUUCCAACUUCCCGAAAGCCAAGGCGGCGCUGACGGCUGGGCGCACCGCAGCGAACUCGAUUUACUGUCCCCCAUUAAUGCAAGCCCAGCUCGACAUGCAAAGCGGUAUCUUACAUGCCGAGGAUAAGGACUUUCAUACAGCCGCAUCGUACUUUUACGAGACACUGGAAGGAUUCGACUCAAUGGAUGACCCUCGCACAUUACCUGCGCUCAAAUACAUGCUGCUGUGUAAAAUCAUGCUGACACAACCUGAAGAAGUGCACUCGAUCCUCGAGGGCAAGGUCGCUAGCAAAUAUGCGGGACAUCGGGAGAUGGAAGUCAUGAAAGCGGUCGCAGACGCACAAAGCGAUCGUUCUCUUACAAAGUUUGAAAAAGCUCUACAACAGUACAAAGAUGGUAUGUGCUCAGUUAUCGUUGAAAUUGAAUUACUGACGCUUUCAAAACAGAACUAG